Cryptococcus deneoformans JEC21 is the source of this 1615-nucleotide messenger RNA. Its product is annotated as kynurenine 3-monooxygenase, putative. Gene Ontology annotation, molecular function: monooxygenase activity; FAD binding. The transcript has 2 exons. Lineage: Eukaryota; Fungi; Basidiomycota; Tremellomycetes; Tremellales; Cryptococcaceae. The record is from RefSeq and is a predicted model, not a curated record. The coding region runs from base 151 to 1416 and encodes 421 amino acids.
UCUACUUGCCCCUUUCGGGGGAGCGAGAUGGGAACCGAUCUUUACCUCGGCCAUGUGGCCGCCCUUGCAAGUGUUUAUAUAGCUGAGAGGAUGCUCGUCUCUUUUACAUCCUCUCGCUUCAACCAUUUAACAUUAUUUUAACCUUGCACGAUGGCCCAGGAACGAUCCAAGAUACCUUCUCACGUCCUCAUCCUAGGUGGCGGUCUUGCGGGCACUUGCUUCGCCCUCGCCCUCUCCAAAUCCGGUAUCCGGUCAACCAUCUUUGAGCUCCGUUCUGAUCCGGGCGACAUUGGCGGCGCCCUGAUGCUGGCUCCCAACGCUCUUCGCGUCCUUGACAAGCUUGUAGGCGUCUACGAAGAGAUCAAGGACAAUGGUUUCAGCUUUGAGAAACUGAACUUUUAUUCAGAGGACGGGAUGAAGCUCGGUGGAUUCGCCCAGGGUGAUCAAGAGAGAUGGGGAUACAAGGCGCUCCGAAUUAAGAGGCCUAUCUUGCACAAAAAGCUUUUGGAGGCGUGUGCGGCAAGCGAUAAGAUUGACUUCAAAUACGGGAUGAUCUGGAAGAGCAUCGACGAGAGUGAGACGGGAGUAAUGAUCCAUUUCGAAGAUGGUACUCGAACAUCAGGUGACAUCCUAGUCGGCUGUGACGGUAUUCACUCUCGCCUCCGAAACUAUCUUCUCCCUGACCCCCCUACGCCUACGUACGCCGGCCUCGCAGGCAUUGGCGGCGAAGUCUCUCGCUCUUCACUGGACAUCCCUCCCUACAUGACCCUCCCCGCAUUUAUUUACACCCGUCCCGGCAUGGUCAUGCUUGUUCCCUGCGACUUUUCUGGCGAAAGCAUCGGCUGGGCCGCCCAAAAGUCUGUACCGGAUAGGACUAGGUCUGGAUGGAGAGAGUAUGAAGAAAGCGGCGACGCUAUCAAAGGGAUCAAAGAGGACUAUAAGGAUGUUCAGAACGAGACCCUCCAGAGCUUGUUAAAGGUUGCUAGCGAGGAAGCUGGACAAGCAAGAGUUUGGGCCCCGUACCAAAUCCCUCGUCUCCCGACUUGGCAUUCGAAGAGAAUCUGUUUGAUAGGUGAUGCGGCACAUGCCAUCCCACCUUCAGGCGGUCAAGGUGCAGCCCAAGCUUUCGAAGACGGCGGUCUCCUAUCUAUGUUUCUCUCCAAUGAAGAAGCGGUCGGGAAGGGUUAUGAGAAAUUGUUUGAGCAGUUCGAGAAGAAGAGGAAGAAGAGGUUUGAGAUCGUCGAAUCGCUCACCAAGGCGAGUGGGAGUUCGAGGCAGGAAGGGAUGACGGGCUUGGAAUGGUUUAUCAAGAAGUGGGGAAUGUGGGCGUAUCUCCUCACGAAGGGUGGUUACAUGAAAGACGAUGCGUUGAUGAGCUACGAUGUGACCAAGGAGAGUGUAGUUGUACCCAGUUAAUGUUUUUGGUGAGUUUCGUUCUACGCCAUUGUCGGAUAUGUCUGUUUGUCAGUUUCACACCUUUUCUGGUAAAUGAACAAUAUUAACUUGAUGGUCCCUUUAAGCAGAUUUUGAUGUAUCUGCGCAUGUAUAUGAUGCCUCGUCAUGCUCUGCAUUAUGUGUGGGGGAAGAUAAUAAAGUAUAGGUGAUAGAAAGGGAA